UGCUAAUUCGAAAUUAAUUUGUGUGACUGCAGCGUUGAGACAGGAAGGUCGGGGAUUUAUUGAAUCGCUCCCUCCCUGCGCCAAAGGAAGCGAUGAAAUUUCCAAUCGAGACGCCAAGGAAACAGGUGAACUGGGAUCCUCAAGUGGCUGUUCCUGCAGCCGUACCAGCUUGUGAACCCAAGACUAACGAGCCCUACCCAGCUCCACGUCUCUCUCUUUCUUCAAGGACAACUAUGGUUGUGACCAUGGAAACUGCCUCCCAGGGCUUGCAGACAGUCAUGAAGUGGAAAACAGUAGUUGCCAUCUUUGUUGUGGUUGUAGCUUAUCUGGUAACAGGAGGGCUUGUCUUUCGUGCCCUGGAGCAGCCCUUUGAAAGCAGCCAGAAGAAUACAAUAGCCUUGGAAAAGGCAGACUUCCUUCGGGAACAUGUUUGUGUGACCCCAGUAGAGCUGGAGACACUGAUUCAGCAUGCCAUUGAUGCUGAUAAUGCAGGAGUCAGUCCCAUAGGAAACUCAUCCAACAACAGCAGUCACUGGGACCUAGGAAGUGCCUUUUUCUUUGCUGGAACAGUCAUCACAACCAUAGGGUACGGGAACAUUGCCCCGAGCACUGAAGGAGGCAAAAUUUUCUGCAUUUUGUAUGCUAUCUUUGGGAUUCCACUAUUUGGCUUUUUGCUGGCUGGAAUUGGAGAUCAGCUGGGCACCAUCUUUGGGAAGAGUAUUGCAAGAGUGGAGAAAGUUUUCCGAAAAAAACAAGUGAGUCAGACAAAGAUCCGGGUGAUCUCCACUAUCCUCUUCAUCUUGGCAGGCUGCAUUGUCUUUGUGACCAUCCCUGCAGUCAUUUUCAAACACAUUGAAGGAUGGACAGCUUUGGAGUCCAUUUACUUUGUGGUUGUCACUCUGACCACAGUUGGCUUUGGUGAUUUUGUAGCAGGGGGAAAUGCUGAUAUCCAUUAUCGGGAAUGGUAUAAGCCCUUAGUAUGGUUUUGGAUUCUUGUUGGUCUUGCCUACUUUGCUGCUGUCCUGAGUAUGAUUGGUGACUGGCUAAGAGUUCUAUCCAAGAAGACAAAAGAGGAGGUUGGUGAAAUAAAAGCCCAUGCAGCUGAAUGGAAAGCCAACGUGACUGCUGAGUUCAGGGAAACACGGAGGCGACUCAGUGUGGAGAUCCAUGAUAAACUUCAAAGGGCAGCCACCAUUCGGAGUAUGGAGAGGAGGCGCCUAGGGUUGGACCAAAGGGCCCACUCACUGGAUAUGCUCUCUCCAGAGAAGCGCUCUGUCUUUGCUGCCUUGGAGACAGGACGUUUCAAGGCCUCAUCUCAGGAAAGCAUCAACAACAGACCUAACAACCUGCGCCUUAAAGGAACAGAUCAACUCAACAAGCAUGGGCAGGGGGCAUCAGAAGACAACAUCAUCAACAAGUUUGGCUCUUCAUCCAAGCUAACCAAGAGGAAAAACAAAGACCUGAAAAAGAGCAUUCCAGAGGAUGUGAGGAAGAUUUACGAGACCUUUCGAAACUACUCCUUGGAUGAGGACAAGAAGGAAGAGGAGACUGAGAAGAUGUGCUACUCAGAGAACUCUUCUAGCACAGCAGUCCUGACCAAUUGUAUCCAGCAGCACUCAGACCUGGAGAAUGGAAUGAUCCCCACUGAAACCAAAGAAAGGGAACAUGAAAACAAAGCAUUACUUGAAGACAGAAAUUAAAUGUAAAAGAUGCUUGACUUUGAUUAAUGUUAGUGUUUUUUAUACACACAUAUAUAUAUAUAUUGACACGUGCCUUAUACAGACUCCUUAUUCAGUCUGAAUUACAUAGCAUCGAAGAAUAUUUCACUGUGCCAUAAUGACUAAAGCUUGCUCUGCCAAAACAAAACACAGCACAAUGGAAAUAGAAAGCAACACAGGAGAUUACCAUGGCAAAAUGCAAAGAGAGGCUUACCAUGGCAAUACAACCAGAGUGCUACCGCCAGGGCAUAAUAAUUGAAAAGGGCAGCUAUGUUAAAAGAGCUCAUGGGAGGGCAAAAAAAAUGGUUGAGAAUAGUGUAUCUUUUCAGUGGAUUAUGUCUACAUUAAUCCUCCCACUAGGAAUGAAGAAAAGAGGAGAAAUGGUUGGAAUGAACUACAGAUGAGCUAGCAACGUUUAGUAAGGUUUAGUUGACGUUUUGGCACGUGAACCAAGCUAGAUCUUUUUUUAAUUUUUAAAUCAGAUGCAUUACCUUUCUGACUCCAAAAGAAUGUCCAUAGACAUAAGAUCCAGCUGGAUGCUGGUAGCAAAAUCAACGCAGACAUGUUAAAGGGUGUGAUUUGCUUUUUUUCUUUAAAAAAUAUGAAAAUACAAAAAAAACCCACACUGUUGAUACUUAUCUUAACCAAUGACAAAAAAAUUAGAAAAAGGAAAAAAACCAAAAAAAAAAAAAAAAAGGAAUUUUAUUCUCUCUCUUAUUGGAAGUAUACAAUAUAAACUCACAAAUGCUGAAGAAAUCACAACUUCUAAUGCUACAAUGUUUAAAAGAGGAAAAACAAAAUUUCAAAUGAAGUUUUGUUUGGCGCAUGAAACAGUGGGCCAGCAAUUUUUAAAAUUUUAUUGUUCACACUUUAUAUCACUGAAGAGAAUUCAGUUUUAAUGCCGUAAUACUCUAAAGACAGAAAAAAAAGCUAUAGGCUUUGCAUGAUAUCAGCAACCUGCUGUUCUCUGUAGCUGAAUUUGAAUUUUAAAGAAUAGGCAUAAGAGUAUAUCUAAAACUAAGAUGAGGGCCAGAGCAACCUUAGAAUCUCAGGGCUCUAUGUCCCGUCUGGUGGGUUGGGGUUUAGACAUGAGCUUCAGUCAUAAUCUCAAAAAAAAGAAAAAA
Molecule: messenger RNA, 2842 nt
Organism: Gavialis gangeticus (Gharial)
Lineage: Eukaryota; Metazoa; Chordata; Crocodylia; Gavialidae
Gene: KCNK10
Product: potassium two pore domain channel subfamily K member 10
Exons: 7
Coding region: 93-1700 (535 amino acids)
Biological process (GO): stabilization of membrane potential; potassium ion transmembrane transport
Cellular component (GO): membrane
Molecular function (GO): potassium ion leak channel activity
Source: RefSeq, a predicted model, not a curated record